Messenger RNA from Lipotes vexillifer (Yangtze River dolphin), 1712 nucleotides. RefSeq names its product clavesin 1 (gene CLVS1). Gene Ontology annotation, molecular function: phosphatidylinositol bisphosphate binding. The transcript is spliced from 6 exons. NCBI's taxonomy places the organism in Eukaryota, Metazoa, Chordata, Mammalia, Artiodactyla, Lipotidae. Gene Ontology annotation, cellular component: trans-Golgi network; clathrin-coated vesicle; membrane. The record is from RefSeq and is a predicted model, not a curated record. Gene Ontology annotation, biological process: lysosome organization. The coding region runs from base 339 to 1403 and encodes 354 amino acids.
CUCCUACCAAAAUCACAGCCCCUAAGAGCCAGGGCUCUCAUUCACAGCUUUCUAGAGAAAUCUGAGCCCGAACCUGCCAGAAUAGGGGAUCUCACCCACUCAGCUCAGCAACGAGGACACCUGCAGAAACACAUUCCCAAAGCAAGGCUGGGCGGCCGUGUGAAGUAAGCAAUGGCCUCGCUUUUGCUUCUCUUUGGGAUGGCCGCCACCACAUAGGACCUGAAUGUCCUACUGCUUUCCAGGAACAGAAAGAAGACCCUCUAUUUGUCUGUUUCAGUGGCAGCUUGGUAGUAAAAAAACUGUUGAAUGGGCCACAAUUUCAGCAGACCAUCACGUGAAUGGGACCAGUCUCUUUCCUUCCCAAGUAUCAGAAAUUAAGCACUUGGAAAGGAGAUUUGGCCAAGAUGACCCAUUUACAGGCUGGACUCAGCCCAGAGACUAUAGAGAAAGCUCGCCUAGAACUGAAUGAAAACCCAGACGUUUUACACCAGGAUAUUCAGCAAGUCAGGGACAUGAUCAUCACCAGGCCUGACAUUGGAUUUUUACGCACAGAUGAUGCCUUCAUCCUGAGAUUUCUCCGAGCCAGGAAGUUCCACCAAGCAGAUGCCUUUAGACUCCUGGCCCAGUACUUCCAGUACCGCCAGCUAAACCUGGACAUGUUCAAAAACUUCAAGGCUGAUGAUCCUGGCAUUAAGAGGGCCCUCAUCGAUGGGUUCCCUGGAGUGCUGGAAAACCGCGAUCACUAUGGCAGGAAGAUUCUUCUGCUGUUUGCAGCCAAUUGGGAUCAGAGUAGGAACUCCUUCACAGACAUCCUCCGGGCCAUCCUGCUGUCAUUGGAAGUCCUUAUUGAAGAUCCGGAGCUCCAGAUAAAUGGUUUCAUUUUAAUUAUAGACUGGAGUAAUUUUUCCUUCAAACAAGCCUCCAAACUGACACCAUCAAUCCUCAAACUGGCCAUUGAAGGGUUGCAGGACAGCUUUCCUGCCCGCUUCGGAGGAGUCCAUUUUGUCAACCAGCCCUGGUACAUUCAUGCCCUGUACACGCUCAUCAAGCCAUUCCUUAAAGACAAGACCAGGAAACGGAUUUUCCUGCAUGGAAACAACUUAAACAGCCUCCACCAGCUAAUACACCCUGAAUUUUUGCCGUCUGAAUUUGGAGGAACCCUUCCUCCUUAUGACAUGGGAACUUGGGCCCGGACGUUACUGGGUCCUGACUACAGCGAUGAAAAUGACUACACUCACACUUCCUAUAAUGCAAUGCACGUGAAACACACAUCCUCCAAUCUGGAGAGAGAGUGCUCACCCAAGCCGAUGAAGAGAUCUCAGUCUGUGGUAGAAGCUGGGACCCUGAAACAUGAGGACAAGGGAGAGAAUGAGAACACUCAGCCACUCCUGGCUCUGGACUGAACCCUGAGCCACCCUGUGCUCUAGACAUCGCCAGCCCUCAGUGGUAUCAGCCACCAGGAAGCGCAUGUGCAACUGACCCCACAAUGCGUGCGUUCGGCUCGACACAAGGGCCUCCUCUCCUGCCACCCAGUAAUGACUGUCACCAGCCACUGGUCUAAGCAGCCAAAGUUGAACAAAGACUUGAGAGAUGCUUUUUUUUUUUCAAUGAGGGAAUUGGAGGAUGAAGCAAGGCAGUUAUGGAAACAAGAUUCCCCCCAUCCCAUAUUUACAGUAUUAAGUGAAUUGAAAAGAGAAAAACUAAAUCUGAUG